This is a messenger RNA of Candida albicans SC5314, 387 nucleotides long. RefSeq names its product Sdc1p (gene SDC1). Bases 1 to 387 code for a protein of 128 amino acids. The transcript has a single exon. NCBI's taxonomy places the organism in Eukaryota, Fungi, Ascomycota, Pichiomycetes, Serinales, Debaryomycetaceae. The record is from RefSeq and is a predicted model, not a curated record.
AUGGAGACCCCCAUUUCAAAUCAAGAUACAGCUAAAGAAAAUUUAGAGACACAUGCCAAUGAAUCAAUAGAUAAUUCAGACCAAACCGAGAACAAACCCACAAAUGGUUCUGUUGACGAAAAACCACAAAGCUCAAACCCAAUGGAAAUAGAUACGAAAGAAGAGUCUACAAAGUCACAGAUAAAUACACCAGUCCCAAAUGAGAAUAGUCAGCUUCCCAUGCAUGAAAUAGUAGGUGGAUCUUCAGUUAGACGAUAUCUCAACCAACACCUUACAAAGACUUUACUCGAGGGAUUAAAAGAAGUUGCACAAAUUAAACCAGAAGAUCCAUUGAAGUACUUAGGGGAGUAUCUAAUCUCAAAAUCUAACAAGUCAAAGAAAGAGUAG